AUGGCCAAGCGCACUCUCGACACAUACUUCUCCUCCUCAACGCCAAACAAGAAGGCCCGUCCUGAUGAGCCUCUACCAGCCCUGGCCGAAAAGGACACUUCCCUAGGAUCCAUAACCAAGACAACAAACCAUCCCACAUACCCCUGGCCGAUCCCUCACCUGCCCAGCCACGUCGCGGGGGAAAUCGAACUCCUCGUCACGGCCCAAGGCAAGGAGAUCCGGAACCAGCCGCACCUGGACCUGGUAUAUUUCCAACCGUUCAUCCCAAAAUCCAUCGAGAGGGACCUCUUCCACUUCUUCCGCUCCGAGCUGUUCUUCUACCGCGUCAGGUACACCAUCAAACGGUUCGGCAAGGAGACCCUCAUCAACACGCCGCGGUUCACCACGGUCUUUGGGAUCGACGAGACGAGUCGCUUUGCGGGUGACGACGGGUCACGAAUCGUCGAGGCCUCAGACCCAUCCAGGACGGUCCGGGAGGACAAAUAUAAGUGCCAACCACGCCCAAUCCCGGAGUGUCUGGAUCUCCUGCGCCGGGUGACGGAAGCGAACACCAACACCUCGUACAACUUCUGCCUGGUGAACUAUUACGCGUCGGGCAACGACAGCAUCUCGUUCCACAGCGACGACGAGCGGUUCCUCGGGCCCGAGCCAGCCAUUGCUUCAUUCACCCUGGGCGCCAAGAGGGAUUUCUUGAUGAAGCACAAACCGCCUCGAGACGGCGAGCCGCGGCUGGAGACCAAGGACAUCAAGUUGCCCCUGGCCAGCGGCGAUAUGGUGCUGAUGCGAGGCCCAACGCAGUCAAACUGGCUACACAGCAUCCCGAAACGGAAGGGCGCUGAGGCCGACAGAGGUCGAAUCAACAUCACUCUGCGUCGGGCGAUGAUCCCGGCGGGCACCGAAAAUUACUACCGAUACAAUGUCGGCGAGGGCGGCGCGUACAAGUGGGACAGCUCCAAGAAAGAGAUGGUGCCCUGGCCCGUCAAGAACGGGUGA
Fonsecaea erecta is the source of this 993-nucleotide messenger RNA. RefSeq lists its product as hypothetical. The coding region runs from base 1 to 993 and encodes 330 amino acids. Lineage: Eukaryota; Fungi; Ascomycota; Eurotiomycetes; Chaetothyriales; Herpotrichiellaceae. Gene Ontology annotation, biological process: DNA repair. The transcript has a single exon. The record is from RefSeq and is a predicted model, not a curated record.